AUGAAAAUAACCAUUAUUGUUUUGUUGGUGUUGAUCGGUGUUGUGCUGGCACAAUCGAAUGAUCUGUUUGUUAAUUUUCAACCGAGAACCGAUUCCGGUUGUCAGGGUGACGUAGCCGGUGUCGGCUAUGCUACGUCGAUCAACGAGUGUCUCGAGCUGCCCAGUGAGUCGUACUACUUUAUUGUGACGGCGUUGCGUGCCGGCUGGAAGAUCUACGACGACUCGACCAAGUGCUCCGGUAACUGGACGGACGACUCCUACAAGAACGGCACCUGCAUCGAGAAUCUACAGUUCAUUCAGGCGGUAGAUCCAACUCCCUAUGCCACCAUGUUCAUCUCGCAGGCACCGAUCACACAGAUCGACAACGCCGCCAUCAUGGCAAUGUAUUCCGACGCCAGCUGCGAGUUGGACGCACUCGUUGCCUAUUCCUACGCAACCAACGGUACCGAAGUGACAUCGGACGACUCCACCUCAGUCGCCAUCAUAUGCCAGGGUGAUCAGCCAACUUCCGUUGCCUGCGAGAAAGGAUGCAGUGGAACCGAUUGCUGCAAAACCUACGACCUUUCUACCAGUUGUAAAAAGAGUGACAAAUAUUACAUUAAAACAACAUAUGAUGGAAAUAAUAGUAAUGCGAAUACUUCAUUUCUAAAGAGUACAGCAAAAUUACCACAUCCUAUAGCAACACUAUUUCAUAUUUUGUUUAAAGUUCUCAGUAUAAUGUCGUAUCUAUUUCCAUACUUGUUUGGCAAUGGUUUCAUUAUUAGUUUUAUAUUGUGUACACUACUAUUAAGUUUUGAUUUUUGGGCAGUAAAGAAUGUUACAGGUAGAUUGCUCGUAGGAUUGCGUUGGUGGAAUGAAGUAAGAGAGGAUGGCACCAAUGAAUGGUAUUUCGAACAAGCACCAUCUGAAGUAAAGUACAACUCUACGGAAUCAAUGAUAUUUUGGUUAUCACUUUAUUUUACACCUGUAUUAUGGCUUUUGUUUUUCCUAUCCAGUUUAAUCUCUUUGAAUUUCAAUUGGUUGAUAAUUACGAUUAUUGCAAUGUCAUUAGGUUUAACUAAUCUCUAUGGAUAUAUAAAAUGUGCAAGAGGAAAUAACAGUCCGACAGCUAGCUCACUUGCAACAUCAUACAUUGGACAAGCAAUUCUAUCACGUGCCAAUUCUUAUAUUUAA
Molecule: messenger RNA, 1173 nt
Organism: Heterostelium album PN500
Lineage: Eukaryota; Evosea; Eumycetozoa; Acytosteliales; Acytosteliaceae
Exons: 4
Coding region: 1-1173 (390 amino acids)
Biological process (GO): vesicle-mediated transport; protein secretion
Cellular component (GO): Golgi membrane
Source: RefSeq, a predicted model, not a curated record